AUGUCGGUCGCGGACCAGAUCCGCCAGCUCUCGGACGCCCGCAAGCUCGUCCUGCGUGACGUGAACUACUACGGCCAGGUCAUCCAGGCCACCCUGCCCAUCUUUGGCCCCUCGGCGCACGUCGAGCUCCGACGAUGGGGUGCCGAGUUCCUGGCAGAGGCCUUCGCGUCGCCCGCCAUCCAGCUGGGCCAGAAGGAGACCUUGUCGCUGUUGGUGCUGGACACACUGAAGAACCUGGUCGAGGACCCGAAUCAGGACGUUCUGGUACUGCGAAGCGUGAUUCAGACAGCAGCUAGUGUAUACCCGCUGGCUCUACGAUGGAUAAUAUCCAACGCUUACGAUACGAACACUUGGAACAACAUGACAGCCAUCAAGGCGAGGAUACUACGUCUGUGGGAGAACGCCCCCGCAACAUUACGGAUAUGCUGCAUCAAGUUCGCGCAAAGGGUCAUUCUAGCACAGACCGCGAGUAUCAACCCAGAGCCCAGGCGGGGCGAUCCUCUUGAUAUCUCUCUGAACAUGAUCCCGCAGAACCAUUCCGUGCUUAACGUGCACAGUAUGGAGGCCGAGGCUACUGGCCUUCUUGACAGGAUGCUCGGCGCACUGCAGGAGAACAGCAGCGAUGUCUUGGUCGUAGACGCAACCUUGAAUACCCUUUCAAUCCUUGUGCGCAUGAGGCCAACGACCACGAAUAGAGUCAUGAAUGCCGUCCUCAGCUUCAAUCCGCUCAAGCUAGCAAAUGCUCCAAUGUCGCCCAAGACAAAGGUCAUCGUGAGGUCCCUGGAAAAGACAGUACGGAUGCUCUGCAUCCAUCUGUCCAGACGUGAUCCCAAGGGCCCUCUGGCUGCACGUAUACAGCCGUACCUCGAGCGCCUGAUGCAAUCUCGCGCUGAAAUAUCCGAGGGAGUCAGCCGGAAGCGUGCCCUCACCGAACAGGCAGACGGUAUCGAGGCCAAGCGUCAACGAACAGCGCCGUCCUUACCAAAUCUCCAGAUUACGCCUUUACCCCCUGGGCCUCAUACCCUUGCGGACGUUUUCACUUUUACUCAGAACGAAGGUCUACGGAAGUUUGAUGUGGCCGUCGUUCCAGCACCGCUAGCAGCAAAGAUCAGUGUCAACACUAUUGCAACAAUAGAUCCCGGAUUGUUCGAAAGGGCUCUGGAUGGCAUUCGCAGCCGUCUAGCUGAACUACACAAGGCUGCCGAGCGGCCAUUAGACCCAGACACAACUGCUUUGGAUGUCGAGGAUGAUGACGACUACGAACCUGACUACUACGCAGCUGAGGAUACGGAGCAGAUUCUCAACAAGCUUGACUCUGCGCCAUCAUUGCAGGUCCGCGAGAUGGAGAAGCCAGCCGUGCUUGGUGCCCUUGCGUUGCCUGCUUACAAACUGCCGCCGCCUCCGCCACUAAACCCAGACCAGGCUGUCAGGGUUGGACAAGGCACUGUGACUCGCGUGUUCGGUGUCAUGAGCACGUUGAGUGAUCCAUCAACGAAGAAGACCAAGGCCGGCGUCAAUAGGCUGGCUGCUAGCUCGUUCGACAAGGAUUCGUGGAUCACCAUCAUUACACGGCUGGCAACCCGUGCCGCAGCCGGCUUGAAUGACAUUUCCGUAAAGGACGAGGAUGGCUCGAAAGCUCUCGGUGGUACCAGCCUCAGCAACUCCAUCCGCGAAUCGCUCUACGUCUAUGUUCUCGAAGACUUCCGGAAACGCAUCGAUGUUGCUGUCGCUUGGUUGAGCGAAGAAUGGUAUAACGACCGCGUACAACAACGCGCCGCAUCCGAAGACGGACGUGACGUGCCGGUCUUCUACGAUAAAUGGGCUCUCCGUUUACUCGAUGGGUUCCUGCCAUACCUCCAUGCCCAGGACAAGGUUCUCACCAGGUUUUUGAGUGAGAUCCCGGGCCUCAAUGCCGAGCUACUGAGCCGCGUGAAGACCCUGUGCCGCGAUCCCAGCAUGGUUACUCUGGCGUUGACGAGUCUGUUGUACCUGGUCGUCAUGCGGCCUCCCAUCAGAGAGACGGCGCUCGAUACCGUCCAGGAGAUCUGGGUCGAGUAUGAGGAGGCCCGGGCGAUGGCGGGCAAGUACCUCACCAAGUGGCGCCCGGGCUUCCAGGAGCAGCAGAAGCAGCUGGUAUCCGCGAACGGCAAUGCCAGUCCAACCGGUGCUGGACAGCCUGUCGUGGCUACGUAG
This is a messenger RNA of Neoarthrinium moseri, 2193 nucleotides long. RefSeq lists its product as uncharacterized. The coding region runs from base 1 to 2193 and encodes 730 amino acids. NCBI's taxonomy places the organism in Eukaryota, Fungi, Ascomycota, Sordariomycetes, Amphisphaeriales, Apiosporaceae. Gene Ontology annotation, cellular component: mRNA cleavage and polyadenylation specificity factor complex. The record is from RefSeq and is a predicted model, not a curated record. The transcript is spliced from 6 exons.